GAAAUCCUAAGUAAUCGGCGGUGGUGGUGGCUGAGAAAGUAAACAGAGGCAAAAAUCCAUGGAGGGAGACGGUGAUAUGGAUUCCCUCUUCGAGGGGAUGGUGCUUUUCAACCCCAGCUCUGAAGAUCUCCCUCACUCUCAGUCUCUCUUCUCUGACCUAACCAUCGUCUCUCCAUCUCCAUCUCCAUCUUUAUCUGAAUCUAAAUCAUUCAAUCAAGUUCACAAUAAUAAUAAUAAUAAUCAUACUCCAAGUCCAACCUCCGUUUCCAAGAAGAAAAAGAGGCCUGCUUUGAGGAUCGGAUACGCCAGGGAUGCUACUGCUGCUGCUUCUUCUGACGAUAAUCCAGCUCUUCCCUCGCCACCACCUUCUAAUCAUCUUCCGCCUUCCGACGAUCAGCAGCAGCUUCCCUUUUCGACGCCUUCCGACGACGAUCAUCGUGAUCUUCCGUCUUCGCCGCCUUCCGAAGUACAUCAUCUUCCGUCUUCGCCGCCUUCGGACGAGCCAGCUUCCUCGUCCGUUGAUGUCGAUGUCGAUGUAGACCUUCGCCUGCUUCAAAUCAAGUCCCAGAUCUCAGACAAGCUCAACCUUGUUCGCCAAUUGGCCAAUUCUGUGUCCGCCGCCCGGAAGGAUGCCAUUGCCAGCAGAAGAAAAGCUGCCCAGAGUCUACACAGGGCUUCCAACGCUUACGUUGAGCUCGAAACCCGACUCGAUGAGGCCUGCAAAUCGGAGGAUUUCGAGACUGCGGAAACGCUUAGCCAGAGCCUCGCUGCUGCUGAAACCGAAAAACACUCUCUUGUGGCAGCACUUGCUGAUGCUGAGGCUCAAUGCGACGCCGUUGAAUCCAGGAUGAAGGAGGUUUUGGUCUCCCAGAUCGCUGCCGAGGAAGAAUGCGCUUCUCUGCUCCGCGAAUUUGCUCAGGAUACCUCAGACAAAGCAGAAUUGGCUAUCAACACAGCUGAACAAGUCUCCUCAAAGCAAUUGGAGGAAUGGCAGAGUUCGACCGAAUCCUUGGAGCUUAAAAAGAUGGAGUUAGAAAUCGAGUCGCACAUAGUAAACGAUGCUCGCACUAUGUUGACUAGUUCCAUUGAGAACUCAGUUGAGGAUGACCAGAAGGAAAAAGAGUCUCUUUGCAAGAAAAAGAGUGACCUUUUGGACGAACUGCAGGAGCUACUCGCUCUUGUCAAACAAAAGGAACAACAGAUAGCAGAAACCGAUUCUAGGAUCCAAGCAGUUGAGAGCAGGAUUGCCCAUGUCGUCUCUGGUUUUCAGGAGAUGCAUUCCGACAUCGACUCUAAAUUUGGUAACUUGCAGUCUUGCAUUUCGAAUCUAGAAUUAGAAAGCAAAGCCUUGUCUAAACAGAAGAGGGAAAUUGAUGAUUUCCUCAUGAGUGAACAAGAGAAAGGGACAAAGUUGAGGGACCUUGCAAACUCUUCCAUGGAGGAAGCUGAGGCAUACUGCCAAGUUGUUGGGCUUAGAAAGAAUCUCAUGACCUUCGUAUUGAAGUCUAGGGAAGAUAAGGAUAGGCUUGCAAAGACCGAGAAGAAGCUUUCUGAUGAUGUUCAAAUGCUCCAACAGGAGGUUUCGUCUUCAAGAUCUUCCCUACAGGAACUGUCUACAAGAAAAUCUAGCAUCCAGCAGGAUAUAGCAUCGUCCAAGCAGAAGAUGAUUUUCAUAGACAAAAGAGUCCCAGAGCUGGAAGUAGAAAAGAAGGUGGCUGCGACUGCAAGAAAUUUUAAAGAAGCAGCACGAAUAGCGGCUGAGGCGAAAUCGCUGACGGUUGAGAAGAAUGACAUUCAGAUUGAGAUGGAAAAAGGUGUGUUAGAGCUUGAGAAGCUUGAGAAAGAAAUUAAUGAGACUGUUGAGAAACUGCAGGAGACAGAGAUGGUCAUUUCAUCCAAGGAAAAAGAGGUAGCCAUGGCCAGAUUCCAGAGGCUGGUUUUGACAGCGGGUUAUGCUGAAGCAGAAAGAGCAGCUGCUUUGGAGUUUGGGGAUGUUGAAGAGGCUAAGCUACUCCUUGCAGAGAAAGAAGCUGCGGAUUCUGAAGCAAAAGAACUUGAGCCAAUAUAUAAUUUUAAGGUGGAGGAGUUAACAAAUAUACCAAAACACUUCAUCUCCAUGGAACUUAUAGCCAACCUUGGGAAGAAGCAAUUAGAGGAAUUGGCAGUAUCUAUUGAUAUUUCUCCAGAGAAUUGAAAAGCAUUGCUUUCCUUCCCGGACUAUUGUACUAUAUAUUUAUAUAUCUAUGCGAAGCUGCCGGAACUUCAAAACUGCAUUUGUUUUGAGCAACCAACCAGGUUUCGAUCCAAAUUCAAAAUCUUCUUAUUCAAUUAAACUUGGCUUGGCCCAGCUCUAGAGUUUUUCUUCCCCCACCCCACUUAAAACAAGGAAUGUGUAAAGUUUAUUCUCUCUGUAGAUUGCAUGUCUCUGCUUUCCAUGCCAAUGCAAUUCUGGGUUUAAUUUUGUUUGCACCAAUGAGUUUUUGAGGACUUGUAACCCAUCUUUCUUGUGUUGUGACCGCCAUUGUUUUUGUUGAGAUACCGUUCUUUUGAAACUGUUGUACACCUUUUAACGUCAAUUCAAGGAUUUUGGUUA
This is a messenger RNA of Humulus lupulus (European hop), 2593 nucleotides long. RefSeq lists its product as uncharacterized. The transcript is spliced from 3 exons. The record is from RefSeq and is a predicted model, not a curated record. The coding region runs from base 59 to 2194 and encodes 711 amino acids. NCBI's taxonomy places the organism in Eukaryota, Viridiplantae, Streptophyta, Magnoliopsida, Rosales, Cannabaceae.